GAGUACAGCGCUGGUGCUGAGCAUGGAAUAGACGUUAUCAAACCCAGCGGAGAUAUCCUUAAUUUCGCAUUCAUCAUGUUCUGCAUUACAGGAAGAGUACACUCUAAGACAUUUUAUAUUGACGUCAUUCACGGGCUGAUACAGUGAAAUGACAUUUUGUCGUCACUGUUGACCGCGUGGGAAUGUGUUGGACUGACUCCGUAUGCUUUAUGUAUCGGUGGCGCGAAAGUGUUGAACUGGAAACGAGGCAUCUCCUGACAAACAAGUGGACGUGCUUGAAUUUUUGAUUAUAUACCGCGCAGCGCAAAAUGUGCCGUAUCUGUCCUUGCCUCCCACGCACGGUCAGAUUCCCCAUCUUUUCUAGCGGGCCCUCGAACUCCUGACGCCGGAGCCACGCAAUCAGGGGGCUCAGUGGAGAGGCUGGGACGACACUGCGCGUUGUAGCAGGGUCCGAGCUCGGGACGGUGCACCUUUCCAAACGCUUCAGCCGGAAAGCGUGAGACCACCGAGAUGGCGGAGGACACCGACGGCCCCUCCUCCUCCUCCUCUUACUCCUGCCCGCCUCAGUUCGGGGUCCGCUCCUACCUUCAUCGCUUCUACGAAGAUUGUGCCGGGUACGGAGGGCCCGACCCUUCCAAUCCUCACGACAACCCCUACAUCUCCGAUGACUUUCGCUACCUCAUCAACCCCAAACCGAAGCGCUCAACCUACAUCUUCUGCAAGCUGGCGAUGGUGUGCGGGCUCAGCCUCCUUGCGUUCGGCGUCGUCGCCAUCUUAAUCGGCUACCUGAUCCCGCAACGUCCAGAGCUCGUGGGCUACCUGGGCGGCGUGCCAGUGGUGGAUUCAAGCGCGUCAGAUCUGAACGACAAACUGGAUGCAUGUAAGCUGACGGGCCUGAUUCUACUGUGCUUGGGCGGUGUGACGGUCGCCAUCUCCCUGCUCGUGCCCAGCUUCUUGCUGGGGUACAUGCAGAAGGAGAUGUUACUGCAGGAGGAUUUCAAGGACCGCAUUGCUGGCGAUCCCUUACUUGUGGGACCAGGAGGGUACGGCACCGUGGGCACGACUCCUCCCGUGUCCGGCUCGGGCUCGGGCAUCCCUGUCACCGAGCAGGUGAAGUCCGUCCAGCCGGGGGCACAGGACCCCAAGCCCGCCCCCACCCCCGCUGGGGAAGAAGACAGCCUCCUGGAUCACUAGAUAUCAUUAUUUUCGAAAACAUUCCAUAAUCUAGCGCAACAAUGCUGCAGGAAUAGCCACGCACAUUACUCGGAUUAUAUGUAUAUAGUAGACGGAGUAUAGUUUAACGUUAUAGAUGUGGUUGCCUUAGUGCGUGGCAUUGAAUGUAUUUUCGUGUUGAAGAUCACGUAGCCCAGAUAUAUAUCUUGACGAUGGUAUCUAUUUUCGGAAUUCAGCUCAUUAACGUCGUAUCAGCUACAAUGCAAUGUCACGUAUGAAGGGACCAAGAAGCGAUUGUCGAAGGUUGAUAUAUCUGAUAAUGAUAACGGGCGAUGGUUGUCGAAGUUGCAGUGUAAUGACAAACAAUAUAGACAUACGGGAUUAUCUAUUUAUGCACAUGUUGUGCUUGUGCAAAAAAAGUUCAAUAAUAUCAAUAAGUGCUAAAAAUGUCAGAUUUAAAGGGUCAAAAUCAUAAUUCACAUAGCUUGUGAUGACAUUGUGUUUACAUGAACUGAUAGAAAAGUAGAUAUCGAGUGCUGCCACAUAGCGAUAAAAACGGUUCAAUCUUGAAUCAGAGGUUAAGUUAUCUCCCAUAUCAUAUGAUUGUCAAAUUCAUAUUUUUGCGAACAUUUGUUUAUCGGCUAGGUUACCACAACUGCCAGCAUUAUGUCAAGUAUGCGGAUUGUCGAUUACUGGUAAAUAAACAGAUAUCUGUCCAAAAAUUAAAAGAUGACGAUAUUCA
Molecule: messenger RNA, 1915 nt
Organism: Branchiostoma floridae (Florida lancelet)
Lineage: Eukaryota; Metazoa; Chordata; Leptocardii; Amphioxiformes; Branchiostomatidae
Product: neurensin-1-like
Exons: 2
Coding region: 511-1194 (227 amino acids)
Biological process (GO): nervous system development
Cellular component (GO): neuronal cell body; neuron projection; transport vesicle
Source: RefSeq, a predicted model, not a curated record